AUGAUCCACCAGGAAGUUGAAGUAGAACGGGACGUGUUUGCCGGGGAGGUCGGGAACUUGCAAAAGCUGGUCCGGCGGCUCAACGCCACGCACAACCGGAUAAGCUGCCAGAACAAGGAGCUGGGACGCCUCAAAGAGAAGGCCAACAUCCUCGAGACGACACAGCACAGGCUCCAAUCCUCCAUGCAAGCCGCUCAAGACACUUUGGAGCGAGCGAGCUACGAGCUCAAGGGCUUCCGCAACAAGGCCCGGGAGACGACGCUGGAGGCGAGCCGGAACAUGAAGCGGUGCAAGGAGCUCCAGCAGCACGCCGGCUUCCUGGAGCAGCUCCUCGAGAAGGAGCGCGUGGACAAGGAGUACUUCGAGAAGAAGGUGUUCCAGCUCGCGCAGGAGCUCCGGCGGGUGGACACGCAGCUCCAGAACGCCAAGGGCUACUCGAGGGUGAACGCGUUCAAGGGGAUGCCCAAGAAGAAGCCGCCGGAGCCGCCACCAUCGGUGAAGAGCACCACGACCACGACCACGACGAGCAGCGGCGCAAACACGCCCAAGAAGGUGAGAGUGGCGUCGCCGAGAGGCGGGGCAUCGCCGCGAUCGCCCAGAGGGAACGUAGUGCCCGACCAGGACGUGGUGGACAUCACCAACAGGCUCGUCAAUGCGGCGCAGUUCCACUUCGAGCAAAGCUUCAAGCACAAAGGCGAGUAGCUAUGGCAAUUUAAACGAGAAUAUACUAGCGGUAUAUUCACGGCCAGGCGCAUCGCCACCGUUGAUCACGCCAUCGACACAUCCCAGCCGUCGAGAUGCAGUCGUUAUGAGAAGCUAGGGUUUCCUCCCUAAA
Selaginella moellendorffii is the source of this 835-nucleotide messenger RNA. RefSeq lists its product as uncharacterized. The record is from RefSeq and is a predicted model, not a curated record. The coding region runs from base 1 to 702 and encodes 233 amino acids. NCBI's taxonomy places the organism in Eukaryota, Viridiplantae, Streptophyta, Lycopodiopsida, Selaginellales, Selaginellaceae. The transcript is spliced from 2 exons.